Molecule: messenger RNA, 1110 nt
Organism: Peronospora matthiolae
Lineage: Eukaryota; Oomycota; Peronosporomycetes; Peronosporales; Peronosporaceae
Source: the annotation of a GenBank genome assembly
AUGUUGUCCAGGUUGGACACCAACCGGCUCGACUACCUGCGUCAGGCAGAGGAAUUGGCUCAACUUGCGCAGUCAACGGAGGUCGACACCCACACAAAGAAUUUCGGGCGCGACGUGAUGAACAGUGUCGAACCAGUGAAGGAACUCAAGGAGAAAUCAAAAACAAGGACGACGCAGACAAGAAUAGACGCACGGAAGUGUUUCAAGUGUGGCGAAGUCGGACAUAUCCGCUCGCGGUGCCCUCAGGGAAAGAAGAAGUCCUCGGGUGCAAUUUUCGUUUUCAUGGUUGCUCGUGGUGCAAACGACUCACAGAACCAAUGGAUACUCGACCGCGGUUCGAGUAGACAUUUGGUUAACGGCUCAAGUAUACACACCGACGCAAUCCCCUACAACAGUGAGUGCACGACCGCAGCCACCGAUGGAAGUGCGCUACGUAUCACGCUGCAAGGCACUGCUGACGUUCAAGUAGUUGCGUUUGGGGUCGUCAACACAGUGGGGCUCCUUAACGUUCAAUACGCUGAAAACCUUGAGCGGAACAUCAUUUCGUUCGGAUUGCUCGAGGUAAAGGGGUGCGUGCUCGAAUAUCGAGGAGGAAGGCGCGUGUUAUCUUCCAGAGUGGGUGGCAAACUCAUCAUGAACGCGGAAAGCUUUAACAACGUUCUGGUUGUUACUUGGAUGAGUCACAAUAAUCGUACCAUAAUACCAUCACGAGAUUCGAUGAUUAUGGUCAUGGACGCACCUGAUGAUGAAUCCGUUUCGGACGUUCAUUGCGGUACCUUAAAGGAUUUCCACCGGCGUCUGGGACACUUCUGUCGUGACACGGUUCUGAAGAUGGCUGAAGUACCAGCGUCGUGCAUACGUCUGACUGACACGACACGACAGAAGUGCAUGGCCUGUGCCAAGGGUAAGCAAACCAAGACGGCCCAUUCAAAGAGAGACACAGGCGCAAACUCACCAAUUGACGUGAUCGGGGGCGUCACAUGCUCGGACCUCAAGGGUCCCAUGAUCCACGAGACCGAUUGGGCAACCGAUAAAUGGUCAAGUUCAUUGAUCAUCGGUCAAGUUACUGUCGAGUGUUUCUGUCCAAGACGAAGGAUGCAGCUGCGUUGA